This is a messenger RNA of Fraxinus pennsylvanica, 864 nucleotides long. NCBI's taxonomy places the organism in Eukaryota, Viridiplantae, Streptophyta, Magnoliopsida, Lamiales, Oleaceae. The record is from the annotation of a GenBank genome assembly.
AUGGGAAGGUCUCCUUGUUGUUCAAAAGUGGGAUUGCGGAAAGGUCCAUGGUCCUCCGAUGAAGACACUUUGCUAAGGAAUUAUAUUCAACAACAUGGUGAAGGCCAGUGGAGAUCUGUCCCCAACAAAGCUGGGCUGCUAAGAUGUGGGAAAAGCUGCAGAUUGAGAUGGAUGAACUAUCUCCGGCCAGGAAUAAAGAGAGGAAACAUCACUACCGACGAGGAAGAUCUUAUCACCAGACUCCAUUCCUUAUUGGGCAAUCGCUGGACACUGAUAGCCGGAAGAUUGCCUGGUCGAACUGACAAUGAGAUCAAGAAUCACUGGAACACCCAUAUGUUGAAGAAUCGCAAGAAUUCAGGUAUUCAACCAAAAAUACCCAAGCAUUCGAUGAAAUGCCCCGACCAAGAGACCCAAAAUGAAGUUGAACCAGAAACAGACAAGCGUUCAAAAAAAGGCCCCAAAAAGAAAACAAAAUUUACAGUGCCAGAAACUGGCAUUACGAGAAGACGAACAAAGAAGGAAAGCAAUGGUGAUGAUAAUACUAAAAAUACACAAGGUAGCGAGACCAGGACGCUCCAUAUUCCGAAACCCAUAAGGCUUUCUUCGGCAUGUUCGAGGAGUAACAGCUUAGACAGUGUGUUGAGUGCUGCAUCAGCAGGUGAUUUUUCAGUCGACGACGCAGAAAAGCUUAACCUGUGGCCUUUGGUUGAGAUUGAUCAUGCAAAUCGUGGGGGGUUUGAUCAAGUUUGGGAUGAAUGUCAAGAUUUUUUCAACACCUAUGAUUUCCCACUCCAUUAUUCCGAUUCUUCGAGCUCUGUAAUAAUGCUGGAGAAGGUGUAUGAUGAAUAUCUUCAGCUGCUGUAG